CACAGUUAAACCAGGGGAACUAUCGGAAACACUGCAGAAUCAGAAGAGAAAAUAGACAUUUUUCUAUAUUUGAUCCUGUGACUGCAGUGUCACUGCGAGCAUUGUGUUUGAUUCCUAAAGCGUAAAGAAAAAAAAGGAAUUUUAGUUAGUAACGGAAUCUUUAAAAAAAUAUAUAAUUCCUCCGAAGAAAGGACAUUUUACCUGGAAAAAGGGGGAGAUCAGGAAGCAUUCAAAAACAUAAGUAGUAUUUUGAAAAUUAAUUUAGGACAGUUUUGUUAAGACACACCAUGUCAUGUCUUGUUUCACUCUGUGUUUCACUUUGGCUGGUUGCGCUUGCCGCCAGGACAAGUGCAUCAUCAGAUGAAGACAUCAACGUGUUGGUGGUGCUGCCUGAGAACAACUCCUAUGCCUUCUCCAUCUCAAGAGUUAAACCCGCCAUAGAGUACGCAAAACAGGGUAUUAAAUCCAGAGGAGGGCAGUUCUCCCAACUCAACUUUAACACUAAGUAUGUGAAUUCAGAGUGCGGCAACAAUGCGCUCUUCGCGUUAGUAGACGAGGCGUGCGAUGCGAGGCCGGACCUGAUCUUGGGUCCCGUGUGCGAGUAUGCGGCCGCUGGGGUGUCUAGGGUGGCAUCACAUUGGAACAUCCCGAUGAUCUCAGCAGGUGCCCUGGCCGUCGCCUUCGACAAUAAAAAGCCAGAGUACAUGCAUCUGACUCGAAUAGCCCCAAGUUACACGAAGAUGUCCGAAACGUUUUCUUCUCUGUUUGAACAUUUCGAAUGGAAGAACGCGAUGCUUAUCUUUGACGAUGACAAAGAGGAGAGGAACUGUUACUUUACGAUGGAGGGGGUCUACAAAAUUCUUUCGGCGGAGAGUUACACCAUUGACUAUCACCAUAUACACUCAAAGGAGGAGAGACUCUAUGCUGAUGAAAUCGUCAAAGCCAUACACAGCGAAGUUGUCGUGAUUUGUGCAAAUGGUGACAUUGUGCGGGAAAUCAUGUUAGCAGCCCACCGACGGAGACUGACCAAUGGCAGUUACAUUUUCUUCAACAUCGACCUCUUCAACUCAACUGCAUAUGGAAAUGGCUCGUGGAGGAGAGGCGACAAAUAUGACAAUGAAGCCCGGGCAGCUUACAGAGUCCUGAACACAGUCACCUUGCUGAGGACUGUCAAGCCCGAAUUUGAGAACUUCACCAUUGAGCUGAAGAAGUCGGUCCAAAAGCAAGGGAUUCACGACUGUAAAGACUGCGAUAAUGUCAAUAUGUUCAUGGAGGGCUUCCAUGAUGCUCUGCUGCUUUAUGCCAUUGCACUGCACGAGGCCAAGAAGAGUGGCUACAGCAAGAAAGAUGGUGGCCAGAUCACACACCACAUGUGGAACAGAACAUUUGAAGGCAUUACUGGCCAGGUGUCUAUAGACUUCAAUGGUGACAGAGAAGGAGAUUUCUCAGUCAUGUCAAUGACUGAUUAUGAAGCAGGAACCUAUGAGACCGUGUUGAACUACUAUGGGAUCGACAGAAGCUUCCAUCCACUACUGCCCGCCAGUGACAAGUUCCACUUGCAUGAAAAGCACCGGACUGUUACCACCCAGACAGACACCGUUCAUGCCGACAUGUCAUCAUCAGGUGGACUAGGGGUAUCGGCAGUAACUGGUAUCAUAGUCGGCGCACUUCUUGGCACAGCCUUACUGAUGGCAUUCUAUUUCUUCAGGAAGAAUUACAGGAUAACCAUCGAGCGACGGACGCAACGUGAGGAGUGCAAUGCUGGAAAGCACCGGCAGCUUCGAGAGGAUUCCAUCAGGUCAAACUUCUCUACGGCGUAGAGCGACAUCUCACUCACC
Alosa alosa (allis shad) is the source of this 1838-nucleotide messenger RNA. RefSeq names its product natriuretic peptide receptor 3 (gene npr3). The coding region runs from base 288 to 1820 and encodes 510 amino acids. Gene Ontology annotation, cellular component: membrane. The transcript has 8 exons. Gene Ontology annotation, molecular function: natriuretic peptide receptor activity; peptide hormone binding. NCBI's taxonomy places the organism in Eukaryota, Metazoa, Chordata, Actinopteri, Clupeiformes, Clupeidae. Gene Ontology annotation, biological process: regulation of blood pressure; vasodilation. The record is from RefSeq and is a predicted model, not a curated record.